Messenger RNA from Nerophis lumbriciformis (worm pipefish), 1944 nucleotides. Lineage: Eukaryota; Metazoa; Chordata; Actinopteri; Syngnathiformes; Syngnathidae. The record is from RefSeq and is a predicted model, not a curated record.
AUGGGCUGGAGCAAAGGGGGCAAAAGUCAGAGUAAUACACAUGACAGCUGUCACCACGGACAUUCGGAUCAUUCUCACAGUCACGGGCCGAGAGCAGCGGCCUUCAGCGGCAUGGAUCUCCCGUUCGUGCCCGGUUUUCAUGAAAAGUUUGGCAACAAUACAGAUGAUGCAAUGGACCUAAGUCAACAGCCAAAGAAACGGUCGCACCUAGAUGACAGCAAUAGCUGGGACAUAGUGAAGGCAUCACAGUUCGGCAUCUUGGACCGGUGUAAGGAGCUGGUGGAAGCUGGAUAUGAUGUCAAGCAGCUGGACAAGGAGAAUGUUUCUCUGUUGCACUGGGCGGCUAUAAACAAUCGCUUGGAGCUGGUGAAGUACUACAUUUCUAAAGGAGCAAUAGUUGACCAGCUCGGAGGAGACCUAAACUCUACACCACUUCAUUGGGCUGUAAGGCAGGGCCACCUUCCCAUGGUAAUUCAGCUGAUAAGGUACGGAGCAGAUCCCUCCAUUGCAGACGGCGAAGGUUAUCGUGCUCUUCACCUCGCCAUUCUCUUCCAACACAUGGCCAUAGCAGCUUAUCUUAUGGCCAAGGGACAGGAAGUUGACUUACCUGACUGCAAUGGACAAUCUCCCCUGAUGUUAGCAGCCCAGAAGAUUAUUGGGCCUGAGCCUACCAGCUUUCUGAUCAAAAACAAUGCCUCGGUCAGCGCAAUGGACAAAGUGAACAGGAACACUCCGCUUCACUGUGCUGUGCUGGCGGGGAACGUAGACGCUGCAGAUGUCCUGCUGAAGGCUGGAGCGAGUUUGGAUCUCCAAAACACCAACGGCCACACGCCUCUCGACCUUGCUCACCAGGUGCACAGCCCCCUGCUUAUCUAUGUGCUCAACCAAGCCAAACAGGAGAGGAGCCACGCCAACUCACGCUGUUUACGAAUUGCCAUCAAAUACAGGGUGUUCCUGCAAUUUUUGCUGUCCACUGCCAUGUUUGGCUGCUUGGGUGCCAUACUGGAUAUGAAUACAGACUCAUGGUUGCUCAAAGCGAUCCUGCUAGCAUGCGUGGUCGGUGCAAUCAGUUUGGCCACAAGGAAUUUCCCCAAAGAAGUAUUUCAGUCACUUCUACCGGCGACAACUCUCAUGGCCUCCAUCUUCUGGAUGCUUGUCACGUGGUGCCUCUGGUUCCUACCUGAUGGCCAUAGCGUCACAGUCCAAGUUCUUUUCACGUUGAACGCGACCGCUCUGCUCUACUACUACCUCCGUGCCUGCAGGACUGACCCUGGCUUUGUCAAGGCAACUGAAGAGGAGAAGAAAAUGAAUGUGUUGGUGUUGGCUGAGGCCGGCUGCCUCGACCCCAGUAUAUUCUGCACUUCCUGCAUGAUAAAGAAACCAGUUCGAGCAAGCCACUGCCAGAGAUGUGACGCCUGUGUAGCGAAGCAGGACCAUCACUCUGUCUGGACAAACACCUGCAUUGGUGCUAGGAACCAUCUUUACUUUGUCCUCUUCGUGCUCUCUCUUUUACUAAUGGGCAUCUGGAUGUUCUACGGCUGUCUUGUGUACUGGUCGACACACUGCAUGCCGCGUAUUGAGGGGCACGGUGUGGUGGCAGUAGCCUUUGCAGUGGUCGACUGCUCUCCGUGGUUGCUGUGCGUCUUCUUGUUGGCCUUGUACCACACCUGCUGGUCCAGCUUCAUCCUGCUCCUGCAGCUUUACCAGAUCGCCUUCCUCGGACUGACUACAGCUGAGAGGAUGAGCUUGUUAAUGCAUGCAAGAAAACAUGGACAAACCUUGUCCUUGUCCCAAAAUCCGUACAAUUUGGGAGUUGUGCGGAACCUGGCGUCCUUCUUCAAGCUGCGAUGCUGCGGCCUCUUCAAACCGGCCAUCAUCGACUGGACGCAGCAGUUUCCACCGGGCCGUGACCAGCACUUGUUCAGACCCACGGACAUGGUGUAA